AGGCUGCUGAGUCUGGUUUGCCUCAGAAUGUGGCCUUCGAAGCACUGCACAUCCGCAGUUUAGCGACUGUCAGCAUAGACGACGAUAAUGUGAACCCCGCUGCACUGGAAGCGUACGAAGAGGUGAGUGCGCGAGAGGCGAGAUACUUACGACAAAUUAUUGGCGAGAAUUCGAGGUGGUUCCAAAACGGAGUGGCUUACACGGCGAGCUUGUCAAAGGAUCUCGAUACCAUUGAGAGG
This is a messenger RNA of Sphaeroforma arctica JP610, 239 nucleotides long. RefSeq lists its product as hypothetical. Lineage: Eukaryota; Ichthyosporea; Ichthyophonida. The record is from RefSeq and is a predicted model, not a curated record. The transcript is spliced from 2 exons. The annotation marks the transcript as partial.